Messenger RNA from Homarus americanus (American lobster), 7151 nucleotides. Its product is annotated as protein ST7 homolog. Gene Ontology annotation, molecular function: protein binding. The record is from RefSeq and is a predicted model, not a curated record. Lineage: Eukaryota; Metazoa; Arthropoda; Malacostraca; Decapoda; Nephropidae. The transcript is spliced from 13 exons. Bases 3623 to 5452 code for a protein of 609 amino acids.
AAAUACAUCAUAUUCAUUGACAGUACAGUAUAUAGGUCACUGUUCACCCCCCCGUCGUACUUUCUCUCCUCUCCCUUUUGUUGUCUUAUUUGACUUAUGUGAUAAUAUAUGGAAUCACAUAUUUUACUUGGUAUGUAUUACCUAUUUUGCCUUGCCAUCUUAAUUUUGUUUAACCUUCUGCAUCGUUCUUGUAACUGGUUAGAUAUGGGGUUCAUGGUUUCCCCCUAACGAUCUCGUUUAAUUAUCAGUUUCUGCAAUGGAGGAUUAACAAGAUUUAAUAGAAAUUUAAUAAAGAAUGGAAUGAAAGUCACGAAAACAAAAGUGAAUGUCAAAAACAACAGUACAGUUAUAAUAAAUAGCGUGGGUGAAGGAGUGUGGAAAAUUUGCAGUUAUUUUGAUGAGUCUUGUUACCUGUGACAUGAUAGUGCUGCUGGAGAUGGUGCCAAGCUGCCAAAACUACAGUACUGUAUCAGUUUGCAAGUGAGAAGUGGCUGGAAGUCAGUGAAAGAAGUUUAGGGAGCUAUUGCCUCUAUUGAUGGCUUGAAAGAAAAGUUUGAAGUGUGUAGCCAGCACAAGAAGUGUGUUGUUGUAUGACUGAAACAUGGGCAGUUAGAGAGGAUGACAUACGCAGCAUUGAUCGAACUUAUAUACAAAUGAUGAGAUUGGUGUGUAAUGUGACAUUGAGAGAGAAAAAAAAACCUCUUUAUAUGGAGAAUAUUGGAGAGGUUUGCUUGGGCCUAAGAGGUAGGAUUAGAUGGUUUGGGUAUGUGGAGAGAAUGAAGGAAACCAACUGGACCAAGAUGCAUGAAUUUGGAGGGGAGAAGAGCACGAGGUAAAUGGGUGAGAUUGUGAGAAUUGAUCUUUGUGAUAAGCACCUGACUAGAGAGGUUAUAGAGUAACAGUUCAUCGUGCAGCUUAGUGAGCUGCCAUUGGUUAAUCAUUGCUAUUGUAUGCUUGCAUGAAAAAUGGCCAUAAAACAUUAUUGGCGAUAAUGAAUAUUUUUAAGUGAACAGCUAGAAAUAAAAUGAAAUAUAUUUUCUCAAUAUUAAAGUGUUCUGUCGUUUUUGUUUUUUUUUAAACAGGCAUUGGUGGUGAAGCAAAUAGGAAAACCUGUACUGCCUGGUAUUGUUAGCUUUAUGGUUGGGGAUGCAGGUAGCCUCUUUUCCUAUUAUCGUCCUCAUCUCAAAUUUUGUGUCACCAUACUGUGUUCUGUAUACUGUACAGUAAAUACUGUAUAUACAAAAUCUUAAACAGAUUAUUUAGCUGUUUGUUUUUAUUUUAUUAAAUAGUUAUUGCCAUAUAUGGUAAUGUACCUUAAUUCUUCACACUCUGAUUGAAGAAAUUCAAAGGAUAUACUUAAGCUUCAGACCUACUAGAGAAUUUUAAUAAAACUUCAUUCACAGGUUUUUUGUAGGUAGAGGAUGAAAACUACAGGUAUAUUUUUGUCAUCAUGUCAUAGGUCAAGGACAGAGACAAUUCUUUAAUUAACUGCAUUCAGUCUAUCUUUAUGAGCCUUUUAAACAUUUCAUGAUCUCUCCUGGGGCAUCAGAAUUUUCUUUGGCCAUUCACAUGUUCUCAUGAAUGCUCAUAAUGUCAACAUACAUGUACAGUAUGUUGUAUCAUUGCUGCUCAUAAGUCAAGUCUCACUGGUAUGGUGGUGACAGGUGUCUCCAUUUGACAUCAUCAUGGGUACUAGAGUCACUUGUUGCCUUAUUUCUUUAUAUUGAUCCAAGCUGUAUCCUCUCUUCUCAUAAUGAUUUUAUCUGUACACUAUUGUCAAGCUCUUAUUGACUUCAACUGGAUUGUCUCAGUAAUGGUGGAGGUGACGGGUUAACACCCAAAGGACUUUAUGGAAUUGUACCAAAAUUUCUGGAGAUACUAUUUGCAUGAUACUAAAUAUGAAAAUGGAAACGAAGUUACACAGAACCUAACAGAAUCUGACCUAACCUACAUAACCUUACCUAACUUCCUUGGACCCCCCAGUAUAUUAAGCAUAAAGAACUUACUUUGGUAUCAGGUACAUUACCAAUGAAAGCACUCCUCUUCAAGAUGCAUGGUGUAAUUUUACAUUUUAUGUGGAUGGAAGAGGACAACCAGUUGUUGCACUGAAUCAUUUCUUCUUCACUGUCAGUUCUUUGCUGGGUUUUGAACACUGCCAACUAGUUUAUGUUGACAGAUGAUCUCUUGGAGAUGGUCUUCAUCCUCCACUAAUACAGAUAACUUGCAAUACGAUAUUAAGCACGAUGCGAUAACAAUGCCAUUGAAAAACAAGAUGGCUAUCUUCUUCUGUCCUCUUUGAAAAAGAACAGUAGUACAGGUAUACUCGAAAGAAAUUAGAACUGUAUCCAAACCCCUAAUGGGACUUGAGUCCAACUACAGUACUAUAUGAAUCUCAUCCUUUUUACACAGAAUAGGCUCAAGAACCAAUUUUGUGAAAAGAAAAAAUUAUUUGCACAAGACAACAAGGAAAGUGAAGCCUAUAACACUGAAAACAAAAGACAUUUAUGCCAAUAUUUAUGGUAAUAAAACCACCCAAAGAGCCUCCAUUGUUACUUUUAAUGUUUACAAAGACUGGAAUUAAAUUUUUUUAGUGUAAUUGAUGAUGACAAUAAGCAUUGUCAUGGGAGAAUUCUCGGCGUAAUAUUACGGUAAAUUUUUUUUAUCUCCGUGUACAAAGCAUGUAGAGACAUGAAAUUACUCCCUUAUGAUAAGUUUCUUUGCCAUGUUUUAUCCCAUCUUUUUCCUCAUGCUUUAUCCACUAUAUGAUCUCAGAUAGGGAGAAACAAAACAAAAAUUUAAUUAACUGAAGAAGUUGUCGUAUCGUUUUUAUUACUAAAUAUCACCCAAACAACACGUGUGCAAAAUAUGAACGAAGUCUAUAAAGUCCUCCUGGUGCUGUCUGCUCUAGUAUUAUCAUUGUUGCUGCUCUUAAUGAUUCACAGAUGCUCUUAAGGAAAUCAGGUGACUUAUAGGUGCAUUUAGUGACCCCAGGUGAGAGGGAUGAGUGUCUACUUAUGCCACAAAUAUUUUUCUCUCUUUAGUCUGUUCUCACCCACUUCCACCUAGGACCACUAAUCUCAUCCCGAGCUUACCCUUUUCCUCCCGUUUCCACAAAUUUUCGACAGUAUCUUAUCUUUUAGUGCAAGAUAUUUAUGGCCAUCCUCAACCUGUCACAUACCUGUAUUGUAUAUUCUAGACAGGGAAAUAAUCAAGCUGUUAUCUUUGUAAUGUCAUGGUUGAUAAGUGUUGUUAAGUCAGUAAAUUUUUCUUCUUGGAUUAAAUUUUUGACAAUGAUUAACAAUUGUCACCUUUUUAAUAAAGCUUUUAUGUAUGUACCUUUGUAUGCAGUUAAUUUUUAGAUAUGCGAGUACAUUAUAUGCAGAUACUUUACUGCUCAUCAUUAAUAUACAGUUCAUCUCACACAUAUACUGUACUGUAUAUAUGUAGUACAGUAUAUACCAGUAAAGUACUGCAUAUAAUUAUAAAUGUGUGUACAUAUGCAGUAUAAUUAUGUACGAUGUACUGUAUAUUUAAAAAUUCCACCGUACUUAUAUAUUCGAGUCCAUAAGAUGACAGUUGCACCAGAAGACUCAAGUGAUCAGUGCUAUAAACUAUCUUAGUCAUGGGGAUACACCCAGCCCGGAUCCUACGUCAGCGGAGCAUCCCUCCCCCAACAGUGCUUGUGCGGCGGUGUAGGGUAGCUCAUGAAGCCGAGGAGAAGGAUGCACCCACUGGAUGGAGGGUGGGCAUGUGGUGCGAGGACAGGGGCUUACUUGGAUGGAGGGAGGGAGGCUGGUGGAGAGAUAAGGAGAGUGGGGCUAGUAGUGGGGAUGUGCCACACACGUACGAUGUGGUGAUGGUGAUGGUCUACGUGAUGCUGUGUCUGCUGCUGGUGCUGCUCGGGGUGUUCUUGUCGUGCUUCACGCUCAUUUCAGCCACGGUGUUUCUGUCGACACUCACACCCAAAUUCUACGUGGCCCUGACAGGAACCUCAUCACUCAUAUCUGGACUUAUUUUGAUAUUUGAAUGGUGGUACUUUAGAAAAUAUGGCACUUCAUUUAUUGAACAAGUUUCCCUCAACCACCUUAGUCCGUGGAUUGGUGGGGGAGAAAACAACACGGCAGAGAGCACCACCACCAACUCCAACAACAACAAUAACCAGCAGAGUGUGCCAGAAUGUAAAGUUUGGCGCAAUCCUCUCAACCUUUUUCGUGGAUCGGAGUACCAGAGGUUAACAUGGUCAACCAAGAAGGAGCCAUUGACCUACUAUGAUAUGAAUUUAUCUGCACAGGACCACCAAACCUUUUUCACCUGUGAAGCUGAUGCUGGCAAACCUGAAUAUGAAAUAAUGCAGACGGCGUGGAGGGAAAGAAACCCAGAAGUGCGAAUUAAAUCAGCGCGUUCUGCCUUAGAUCUCAACCCAGAGUGUGCCUCAGCAUACAUUCUCCUAGCAGAAGAAGAAUGUACCUCCAUUAUUGAAGUGGAGAAGAAGCUGAAAAUAGCCCUUAAACAUGCAGAGACAAACUAUCGAAGGUCUCAGAUCACGCAACAUCAGAGUGGUACCAUGGAAGCUCUACACAGACGAGACACAAAUGUGUUCAUAUAUAUAAAAAGACGGCUGGCUAUGUGUGCACGCAAGUUAGGCAAGAUGAAGGAAGCAAUAAAGAUGUUCAGAGAUUUAACGAAGGAAGUUCCUCCAAUCAUGAAUGUUCUAAACCUCCAUGAAAACCUUCUGGAGGCGCUGCUAGAAGUAGGCGCCUAUGCUGAUGCGCAAGCAGUCCUUGCUAAAUAUGAUGACAUAGCACUUCCAAAAUCUGCUACAAUAUGUUACACAGCAGCACUUUUGAAAGCGCGGACAGUAGCAGAUAAAUUUUCUCCAGAUAUAGCCAGUAAACGUGGCCUCACAGCAGCAGAAAUGGCAGCAGUUGAAGCGAUUCAUCGGGCUGUAGAAUUCAAUCCACAUGUUCCAAAGUAUCUUCUGGAGAUGAAGCCCCUCAUUCUCCCACCAGAACAUAUUCUUAAACGAGGGGACUCAGAAGCUAUUGCAUAUGCUUUUUUUCACCUCCCACAUUGGAAAAGGGUGGAAGGGGCACUGAACCUCCUUCACUGCACCUGGGAGGGUACAUUCCGAAUCAUUCCAUAUCCUCUUGAAAAAGGUCACCUUUUCUACCCCUACCCAACGUGUACAGAGUGUGCUGACCGGGAGCUUUUACCAUCGUUCCAUGAAGUGUCAGUGUACCCAAAGAAGGAGUUACCAUUCUUCAUUGUGUUCACAGCUGGGCUCUGUUCAUUCACUGCUCUCCUUGCACUUCUCACCCACCAGUAUCCUGAACCCAUGGGGGCCCUGGCCAAGACGCUCCUGAGUUGGUGGUAUGUUCCCAUCCAAUAUGUAUUAGAAAAGCUAGAAGCUGUAUUGCCUUCAAACCUCCUACACCAUCUAUCACGGAUCUGACCUUCAUACCUCAGUUUAAUAGAAGCAGCUGGGAACAGCAUUCUUCAUCACCGACUUUCGAUAUCUACACAUCCUGCGUCAUAUAUUUUUGUUUAAGUAUUUGUCAAAACUAGCUACUGUGAGCGUUGGUUAUUGUGAUAAAACUACUACCUGCUUCUGAAGCUUUUAGUUUUAAUGAUGUAAACCUCACGUUCCAGUUGCUUAUUUUGUCACACCAGUGUUGUGAUUUGCUGUUUAGAGCCAUAAAUAGUACUUAAAUGAUGCUUGUGUUGAUUUUUUUUUCUAUAGGGAGGAAAAACAUAAAUGGCUCAAACCGGAGAUGUUGGUGGCCAAUGCACAAAACAAUCACAUAAAUUUAUUUUAGGAAUACCUGUAUUAAUAAAAUGACAAGGUUUGAAUGGAAGUUUAUAAAUAAAGACUUAUUUAGUAGUUUGUGCACCAAUACCUCAGUUAUUGGGGACCUGCACAACCACUGGGAUCAGAUAAAUCCAGUACAUCAGAUCAUAAUAUUAUGUGUACUUCAUGGUUUAUAUACUGUACCUGUAAUCCAUGAUUUAUGAAAAGUUCUGAUAUUCUGGGUAAUCAAGAUUUUAAAUGAGUAAUUUCCAAAUUUUUGAGUUACUGGCGUGAUAUACAAGUGGCCUCAACCAAGAUGGAAACAUUAAAUAGUUGAUUUUUUUUUCCAGUUAGUUUUUGAAUAAGGAGUCAUUUCAUUGUCAUUGCUGUGUUUGGUAUAUGCACUGUGUCAAAUAAUACCAGAACUACUAGGAACAGUGUUCAUAUUUCAGUGAUAAAUUUUAAUAAAAGAACAGCUUGGAAACAUAAUAUACAGGUACACUGUACACUUUGUGUAUUUAUGUAGACUUAUGUAUAGAACACUCCAAGAUAGAAAUGUGCAAAUAUUUGUUUAACUGGAUUCUGAGUACAAACAAGACUUAAGGAUUAAGCAGGGAUAUUGAGUUUAUGUGAUGUAAUUUAUAUGCUUUUUUUUCUGAUUGUUACUCAACAGUUUGGUAAAUAUGUUUUUGUUUUAAAUUAUGAAAGAAGAAGCAAACAUGUUAAUGAUGGUUGCAUUGCUUAUGUUCUCAUUUUAUUAAGUUCAGGUACUGUUCCUUUCCCUCUGGCUAAAAUGCAUGUAUGCAAAUACCUGUAUAACAUACUACCUGGUAAUUGUAAAUGAAGAUUUCCACUCACUCUUUAUCUAAUACUUACUUAAAAAGGUUUGCGAAACUUGAGAUUGUAUACUUUUGGUGGUAUAUUUUUUUAAGUUAUUUUCAUGACAGAAUCUUUUUAAACUAAUGGUGCCUCAAGAUUUAUGUUGUCCAAUAUCUUGUGUAUAUUACUUAGGUCAGAUCCAGAUGGCCUGCAGUAAUGAAUUUCCACUCCUCCAUGAUUUAUGAAGCUUCCAAGAUCUGAAGGUUGAUAUACACUAAUAUCUUGAUUAUCUGGGAUACAACUAAACAGACUGUUGAAUGUCUCAGAUAUCAGAUUCCGGAUAGAUGACUUAAGAUAUUGUAAUUAAUGACAUGCUGAAUUACAUAUAUAAAAUGAUGUGAUAUUAAAGAUUUGAUGUCUCUGAUACUCAAUAAUCUUGUUUGAGACCCCUCACAAAUGAAGUAUUGGUGUACAUUUUUUUGUGACAAUUGUGCAUCUUGUACAUUAAACUGACAAAUUAUUUAAUGAAUUUAGUUUUGCAUUA